Messenger RNA from Macrobrachium nipponense, 801 nucleotides. Its product is annotated as U-scoloptoxin(01)-Cw1a-like. NCBI's taxonomy places the organism in Eukaryota, Metazoa, Arthropoda, Malacostraca, Decapoda, Palaemonidae. The transcript has 2 exons. The record is from RefSeq and is a predicted model, not a curated record. Bases 42 to 443 code for a protein of 133 amino acids. Gene Ontology annotation, molecular function: chitin binding. Gene Ontology annotation, cellular component: extracellular region.
UUACCCAGCAAGAUCAACUGUACGAAUCCUGUACCUUCGCCAUGAGAACUUUCGCUAUCGUCUCUGUCCUGAUAGGCGUGGCAGCCGCCUUGCAGGGCCUCCGCCGGCGGCGGGACUCCUCCGCCCUCUACUUCGACCUCCCGUCCAACGCCUCCCUCGUCUUGGGCGGCAUCCAGACGGGUUUCAGCUGUGCGGACCUGCCCUACGGCUACUACGCCGACGAAGACAACAAUUGCGCCGUCUUCCACGUCUGUCUGCCUUACAUUGACCACGACCUCUACAUCGUCAGGCAUUUCUCCUUCUUCUGCGGAGCAGGGACCGUCUUCGACCAGGAGAAGCUCGUCUGCUCUUACCCGGAAUCCGCUGUUCCAUGCUCUCAGGCAGCCACCUACAGGAGGUCUAACGGAUACUUCGGUCUUGAGGAUGUCAACUUCUUGGAGUAAAUUUGAACAUUCCCUCAGAGGCUGGGUGGAUUUAUAAUCAAAACGCUAUAAAGAGCUUUUAAUAUGUCAGAAUCUUUUAUUUAGAUAUUCAGAGUGUUCAGAAUAGUUGAAUGUGAAGGCUCAUGAGCUAUAGAAAUUCAUAUAAAGUUUUUUGAAUGAGUAAUAAAUUUAGAUAUUCAAUCAUUUUACUCAGAAUUGUUACAUAUAGACUAACUUUACUCACAAGCAUUUUUUGAGGGAACAGUAAAGCGAGUUUUUCUAUAGAAGCUUUUAUAAUAUCUAAGCCUAAGGAUCCUAAUAACCUUCCAAAAUCAUAAUAUUUUGUUUUUUGCUGAGUUGUAUACCCACAAGUGCAAUA